GCUGGGCUCGGCGCGGAGCGGGGCCCGGGGGCGGUGUUAGCGCCGUUCUUAACCCUUUUUCCCGUACAGAUCCCUCGAUGGCGCAGUGCGUGAGCCGGGUGCAGCUGUCCGUGACCUGCCGCCGCCUCCUCGACCGCGACGUCGGCUCCAAGUCGGACCCGCUGUGCGUCCUGCUGCUGGACGCGGGAGGCCGCUGGGCUGAGUUAGAUCGCACGGAGAGGAUUAAGAACUGCCAGGACCCGGAGUUCUCCAAGAAGCUGCUGGUUGACUACUACUUCGAGAAGGUGCAGAAGCUGAGGUUCGGCGUGUACGACAUCGACAACAAGUCUGCUGAGCUCAGCGACGACGACUUCCUCGGGGGCAUGGAGUGCACGCUGGGACAGAUUGUGUCCAGCUCAGUGUUUACCCGACCUCUGGAACUAAAGGAGGGGAAGCCAGCAGGAAAAGGCACCAUUACGAUUACAGCAGAGGAGAUUAAAGAUACCAGAGUUGUCAAUUUGGAAAUUCAAGCCCGAAACUUGGACAAAAAGGAUUUCUUAGGUAAAUCGGAUCCAUUUCUGGAGUUGUACAAGCAGAGUGAUGCUGGAAUGUGGCAGCUGGUGUACAGAUCAGAGGUCAUUAAGAACAACUUAAGUCCAUGCUGGAGGAGGUUCAGCGUUCCCUUGCAGACGUUCUGUGGUGGUGAUCUUAAUAAACCUAUCAAGGUGCAGUGCUCUGAUCAUGACAGUGAUGGGUCGCAUGACUUGAUAGGUGUUUUUGAAACUAACCUGGCUCAGCUGCAGAAAGCAGUGGACGGCUGUCCGGUGGAAUUUGAAUGCAUUCAUCCUGAGAAGAAACAAAAGAAAAAGAGCUACAAAAACUCGGGCAUUAUUAGCAUAAAAUCUUGCAAGAUUGAAACAGACUAUUCGUUCCUGGACUAUGUGAUGGGAGGCUGCCAGAUUAAUUUUACAGUGGGCAUAGACUUCACUGGCUCCAAUGGUGAUCCCAACUCACCAGAUUCUCUUCACUACAUCAGCCCAGAUGGGAUAAAUGAGUACUUGAUUGCCAUCUGGAGUGUGGGAAGUGUAGUCCAGGAUUAUGACACGGACAGGCUGUUUCCUGCAUUUGGUUUUGGAGCUCAGGUUCCUCCUAGCUGGCAGGUGUCUCAUGAGUUUGCUUUGAACUUCAAUCCCGACAACCCUUAUUGUCAAGGGAUCCAAGGAAUAGUUGAUGCCUAUCGCCAGAUCCUUCCUCAGAUCCGACUCUAUGGGCCAACCAACUUCUCUCCUAUUAUAAACCACGUGGCAAGGUUUGCUGCACACUCGGCACAACAAAGGACUGCUUCUCAAUACUUUGUCUUGCUGAUCAUCACAGAUGGAGAGAUCACUGAUCUGGACCAAACUAGGCAAGCAAUUGUUAAUGCCUCUAAGCUGCCGAUGUCCAUCAUUAUUGUUGGAGUUGGUGAAGCUGAUUUUAAGGCAAUGGAGUUUCUUGAUGGGGACAAUGGUGUCCUGAAAUCCCUAACAGGAGAGCCAGCUGCACGGGAUAUUGUUCAGUUUGUGCCUUUCCGACAGUUCAGAAAUGCUCCCCGGGAAGCUCUUUCCCAGGUGGUUCUGGCUGAAGUGCCGAAGCAGCUGGUGUCAUACUAUAAACUGCAGGGCUGGCCACCUGUGAAACUGCCAGAAAUAAAGAAGAUGUAGAUUCCAGCCUCACUCCAGCCAUACGUAUCACUGGGAUGAGGAGAGCUGCCUGCACUCACAUUCUUCCCUGGGGUGUUCAGUGCCUCAAGAUUGUAUCAGUCACACUAACUCUUACCCACUUGUACUCUAUCUUUUAUAUUUCCUGUUCCUAACUGGAAGAAAUGUAAAUAUGAAAAAAAAAAAACAAACUGUUGGCAGUUCUUGUCAAAGAAAAAUAGACAUUGUUGGUUUUCCACCUUGCAGUGGUGACACUUCAUGCCACUCCUCAUCACUUGGCAUGACCCACCUGCUGCUUGGUGUCAGGGUGGGCAUCUGCAUGGAAAUGCUCACACAGCACUGCUUCCAGUGUUAGUUAGGAUAAACGUAUUUAUUAUAAAGAUAUUUAUCAUAUAUUUGUUCCUUGGUAGUUCUUUUCUCCUGUCUGUUUGCCCUGGAAUUGGAGACACUUCUGUACUGGUUGGUACCUGUAUGGUCUGAACCACUGAUUGAGCACCUGGGGAAAAGAUCUGAUCAGCCCUGGGAGCACAGAUUAAGGCAAUUCAGCUGUGGGACCAAAAGGGGUAGAGCUUGGCUGCACCUCUCUUAGACCUCAUUUGAGGGCUGGCUGCCAUUGGGGAAGGAUCUCUGGUUGGAGAUCCUUGUGGAGCUUUCCCCUGUGAGCCUAGAUGUUCAGAGACAGGUGAGCACUUUCCUUUUUGCUCUGUACCACCUUUCCAUCCUGCUCGUCCCUUUGUCAUCACAUUUCCUGUAUCACCAUUUCACUGCGUUCAUCUUUCUGAUUGCUACAGUGCCAAAGUCUCUUGGUUGGACGCCUGAGGCAGUUCCUGCUGUGCCUUCAUAAAGUGUCAGUAUAUUUUUAUAUGUAGACAUUUAUUUUUAAAUUUCUGUUACCAUACUUAGUAAUCAUUGUAUUUUUAUUAUCACGUUUUUCUAUUAGCAGAAUGUAAUACUAUGAUGGCCUUUUGCUUGGAGCCAUUGUUGCAAUUUAAGAGUGCUGCACUUUGCUUAUUUGGGGGGGGGCAAUUAAUGAGGUAUGUGACUUUCAGAAGCCAGUAAUUGGAAACAUUGGAAUUAAGAUGCUUUGAGUGAUUUCCCUGGAGUGCCAGUGGUAUAAAGUGAAGAAGUAAUUAUCUGUGGAACUAUGAGGAAGUAGUUCCUUGUCCUCACAAGUGUGAAGCGUGUAUUACUACAUGGUUUGGGGUUGUAAGUAGACAGAUGAUAGCAAAGCGUGAUUUCUUUGAGACUGGAGGUAAUUCAUUUCAAAAUGAAGGAACUUGCACUACAAGUUGUCAUCACUUUGAGUUGCAUAAAUAAAUCAUCUGCUUUGAUUUACA
Molecule: messenger RNA, 3013 nt
Organism: Phasianus colchicus (ring-necked pheasant)
Lineage: Eukaryota; Metazoa; Chordata; Aves; Galliformes; Phasianidae
Gene: CPNE1
Product: copine 1
Biological process (GO): cellular response to calcium ion; positive regulation of tumor necrosis factor-mediated signaling pathway; regulation of canonical NF-kappaB signal transduction
Cellular component (GO): plasma membrane
Molecular function (GO): calcium-dependent phospholipid binding
Source: RefSeq, a predicted model, not a curated record